GCGGCGGCCUGUGGGACGGAGCAGCGGCGCGGUUCUCGUAUCCUUUGUCUUCAGGCCGCGGCGGCCUCUUGGAUCCCUGCUCGGCGCCUCCGCUCCUCAGCCCCGCUGCCUCUCCGGCGGGCGACCAGCCCCAGUCCGUGCCGGGGCGGCGCCGGCUUCCUGCUCAGCGGCGCGCUUGCUGGUGGAGGAUCAUGUCGGCGGCGGCGGGAACGGGACCGGGGACGGAGGCGGGCUUCUCCAGCGAGGAGCUGCUGUCGCUGCGCUUCCCGCUGCACCGCGCCUGCCGCGACGGGGACCGGGCCGCCCUCUGCGCGCUGCUCCGGCAGGCGCCCCGCGCCCAGCUGGCCGCCGAGGACUCCUUCUACGGCUGGACGCCGGUGCACUGGGCCGCGCACUUCGGCAAGUUGGAAUGCUUAAUCGAGCUGGUGAGAGCUGGAGCCACUCUCAAUGUCUCCACCACGAGGUACGCCCAGACGCCGGCCCACAUCGCUGCUUUUGGAGGACAUCCACAGUGCCUCCUCUGGUUGAUUCAAGCAGGAGCCAACAUAAACAAACAGGAUUAUGAGGGUGAAACCCCUAUUCAUAAGGCGGCUCGCUCUGGUAGCCUAGAUUGCAUAAGUGCCCUUGUGGCUAACGGAGCUCACAUCGACCUGAGAAAUGCCAGUGGCCUGACAGCGGCAGACAUUGCGCAAACCCAGGGUUUUCAAGAGUGUACCCAGUUUCUCUUGAACCUCCAGAAUUGUCAUCUGAACUGUUUCUAUAACAAUGGCAUCUUAAAUGGGGUUCAUCAGAAUGUAUUUCCGAAUCAUGUUAGUAUGGGAACAAAUCGAAAGAGGUCCUUGGAAGAUUCGGAGUCCAUUGGUGUAAAGAAAGCUAGAACCGAAGCUCAAAGCUCGGGUCACUGCGUGCCGCUGGUGAACGGCGAGGCAGAAGACGAUGCUGACAACAUGCACGUUGAUAGAGAGUUCGCUGCUGUAACAGAUGUGAAAAACAGUAGCUCCGUAUCGAAUACGUUGACAAACGGAUGUGUCAUCAAUGGACAUUUGGACUUCCCCUCCAUGACACAGCUCAGUGGGAUGGAAAACAGAACUGACCAGUGCUUAACAGGACCUAAUGGAAUUAGCAAUGGACUAGUUCCAGGACUGCCAUUUGUGGGUAGCCAGGGCUCCCUGUCUGUUAGCAGUGCCGAGGAGCCAGAAAGGACCAUGAGCGUUAACUCUGACAUGUGCGGUUCCCUGCACCUCAACGGUAGUCCCAGUAGCUGUGUAGCUAGUCGACCUUCCUGGGUGGAUGAUAUCGAGGAGAAUCUGCACUACGGACAUUAUCAUGGGUUUGGGGACACUGCUGAAAGCAUCCCUGAGCUUAACAGUGUCAUAGAACAUUCCAAUUCCAUCAGAGUGGAAGAAAGAUACGACAGUGCUGUCCUGGGCAUGAUGCACCUUUAUCACGGCUCUUAAAAAUUUCUGGCCUGUCUUUUAUCUGAAAUGCGUUAAUCCUUCCUGUCAACCAACUCAGAAUAUUCAUGUAGCAUUAAUGUGAAGGAAUGCCUCGACUUGUGCUUUUUUUUCUAUACUUCAAAAUACUGAAAAAGGAACCUUUUGUUUAAGUUUCCUGUGAGUCCUAGUUUGUGCAGGAGUGGGGCUCCUUUAGUAUGUAGGUGCACACACAGUGGGACGUCAGUGUUUUUAUGAGAUGCACUCUUGGAUUUUAGUUUUUCUGUCACCAAAUAUUUCUUUUAUUAAUACUGUCACCAGAGAUUGUUCUGUUUCCUUUUGUCAAAAAAAACUAUACCUGUUCAAGAUAAACUAGGAGGCAGUAAAUGAGGAGCCUGGUAGUUUAUCUACGCCUGCGUCGUUUUGAAGAGCCUGCUUUUACCCUUUCCUGGUGAAUUCACGCCAGAACGCAGCCGUUUCCCUAUGCAAGACCCAGCCUUACGGCAGAUUCCUUCAGUGAUUCGUACGAAGAGCUUGUCUUUCUCAGCGUCCUUAGAGGUUACCUUUGUAACUCACCGUGUGGUGAGGAUGUUAAUUGUAGACACACACCGUGGACUGGGCAUGAAUGGCCUCCCCUAAUGAUGUGAAGGAGAUCACUGCUUUGUGUUUCACUGAAAACAGGCCAGCCUGGGACUUCUGACUUAAUCAUAUUGUUAUUCUGCAUUUCCUACCUUGUGUCUAGAAUUUUUACCACAGGUAACGGUUUCAUUUACAUGUAGUAGAAAUCACUGUUUGCAGGAACUGUCAGGUGGAAAUAUUUAACUAUUUUGACAUGUUUUCUUUCUUCUUUAGUUGUACUUUUGGGGGGUUUCCUCCUUUAAAAUAUAUACUGCUGUGUGUAUUCAGUUAGCGGAGAGAAUUUUUAAUCUCUCUCAGUAAAGCUGCAUUAUGUUUAUGGUUUUAGAGAUGUUAACUUUUGUUUAGACAACUUAGUGGUUACACUGUGCAGAUAUUGUAAUGGAGUUUUACUUUUCUGAUUUUUGUAAUAAAAAUUGGUGAAGAUAAAAUGUCAAAGGGUUAAACCAAGUGUUCCAAGAGUGUAACUGACGUUUUGUUGUAAAACUGCCCUUUACAAAUUGAAUUAAAAACUCUCACACUCA
Molecule: messenger RNA, 2593 nt
Organism: Loxodonta africana (African savanna elephant)
Lineage: Eukaryota; Metazoa; Chordata; Mammalia; Proboscidea; Elephantidae
Gene: ANKRD10
Product: ankyrin repeat domain 10
Exons: 6
Coding region: 192-1457 (421 amino acids)
Molecular function (GO): protein binding
Source: RefSeq, a predicted model, not a curated record